This is a messenger RNA of Moneuplotes crassus, 2198 nucleotides long. Lineage: Eukaryota; Ciliophora; Spirotrichea; Euplotida; Euplotidae. The record is from the annotation of a GenBank genome assembly.
AUGAGUAUUACCCCUGUUUUAGAUUUAGAGCCAAGUUUUAAGGAUCUUAGCAGGUGUUCAUCGAUAGAUGAUGGAGCGUUUAAAGCAAGCAGUCGGAUUGGAUUUAAGAAGAGUUUGAAAGGGACGAGAUUGAGGGAGAAGAUGGGGAGGAAGGGUAUGAAGAGUAAUGUUACAUCCAGCAGAUCAAUCUCUGCAGAUAGGAAGGAAGAAACAUUCAAGCCAUCAAUCAACUCGAAUCCUAAGGUAAAAAGGAACAUUCAAGAUUUAUUCCAGUGGAAAUAUCAACAAGAAAUGAAGUAUUUGGAAAGCCAGCAAGCCAAAGAGAGUCAGUUCCAGAAAGAACUUGGCCAGCUGAAAAAGAGGAAGAGGAAUAAAAUAUCAGAGAAACUCACAAAGAACAGAGCAGAAGAGCCAAUAGAAAUCAGGCUGCUUAGAGAAGGCAAAUUGAGGGAUAAGAGAAAGCAGCAGAAAGCUAAAAAUGAAUCCAAACCAACCUCUAUGCAUCAAAGAACUAGAAGGCAAAGGAUAAAAUCCUCUUGAGGCAGCGCAAUUGAAAUCAUUAGGGACUCCAAAGACUCUAGGAAUGAAACCGAGGCUUAUAUUACUGAACCUGAGAAUCAUAAGUUCCUGAUCAGCACUUCUUGCUUGGAUACAAGCCAAUUUGAUGAUAAACAAGUAUCAAAAGAUAAGAAUGUACCGGUAACUGAUAAAAAUGCUCAAGGAAGGCGUCAGACUCUUAAAAAUUGAAGUACUGAACCAGAUAAUUAUUUCUCUAAAACUGAAUUGAGGAAAGACUCAUUGAAAAUCUCAAAUUCUUUGGAUGAGAAGCCACUGAAUUUAUCCCAGAUUCGAAUGUCAACAAAGAGGAAAGACAUGUGUUCGAAAUAUUUGACUGAGAAAAGGAAUGAAAUAGAGAAGCUCUCACCUCAACUCCCUUCAGCUUUUGAGAUUCGGAAGGGAGUCACAAGGAAAUACUAUGAUAAAGCUCCAGAAUAUCAUGUUGAGAAAUUUGAUAAGCUCAAAAAAUCAAUUACAGGGACAAGUAUCCCUUCUCAAGAUGAGAGUAGUGGGAUUUCUAAUAACUUUAAUGGUCAUCAUGCAACUUCUCCUACUGAAUACUGGACCUCAGAUAGAAGGAUCGAAGAGCAAGCUACUCAAAACAGAUCAUUAGAUAAUAGUAAGAAAAAGAAGGAUAAGCAACAGUCGAAGAGCCUGUACUAUCAAUCAUUGUUUUCAAAAGUAGCCAAAAAGGCUAAUUUUGGAAAUGAGGAAAAGUGUCAACCUCAGAUUUCAAAAACUGUAUUUACACCAAAGGAGUACUUGAGAACCGAUGAAAAUAUAAAUAAUACGAGAGACUUGAAUCAAAAAUUUGAGAAUGAUCUAGGAAUUGGUUCAGCAAGAAAUUUUCCUCCUGAUUUAUUCUGCCAUCCUUUAUAUGCUCAGAACAGGAUUGAGAAACAGCCAGAGACUACUAGAAACAUUAUUAAUGAUGGAAAUCAGAUAUAUUACACACUAACACCUGCUGAGCCUCAGCAACUUCUAAUCGACCCUAAAUAUGAAACAACCAAGCACAAUAUUCUCCAUCAAAGGAACCAGACCACUACUGCUUACGCUUUCCCUUAUCCUCAGAAUCAAGAUAGAAUAUCUCAUGGGUGAAUUAUCAGUCAUGAGACCUUGAAACCAGUCGUUGAAGUUUCAAAGGGAUGUUUAAACACCUUCACAUCUCAAAGCAAAAUGAAACCUCAGAUAGACACUGAUAUAAAAUCCCAUAUGAUUAACAAGAUGCUAGAGAGCGACCAAUUCCGCACCUCUCAUCACAGUAAGGCGAACUCUAUCGAUUUGGAUUGCCCUUCAGCUCAAAUCCAUAAAGCCAUGAAAUCGAAAUCUUUUAUCAAAACAAGGCAAGCAUCUCUAUAACUCUUUAGCAAGCAGAGGUCUUCCAAGAGCAGGUCAAAGAGCAAGAAAGCUAAAAAGAAACCUCUGACUACAAAAAAUCACUCAAAGCCUAACAUCACUGUAGACUUUAUAGCCAGGAACAAGCGGUGGCUCCAAAAGAAGAAGAAUAAGCAGAAGAAGAUCAAGGAAAUUGAAGACCAGAAGAAACUUCAAGAGUGUACAUUCAAGCCUAAAACUCUUGGCAAAGAGUUUACUAAGAAGAAGAAGACUGAGAAAUUGAGAAGUAAGAUCUCUAAAUCUCU